This is a messenger RNA of Penicillium cinerascens, 579 nucleotides long. RefSeq names its product 40S ribosomal eS26 domain-containing protein. Bases 1 to 579 code for a protein of 192 amino acids. Gene Ontology annotation, cellular component: cytosolic small ribosomal subunit; ribosome. The record is from RefSeq and is a predicted model, not a curated record. Gene Ontology annotation, molecular function: structural constituent of ribosome; mRNA binding. The transcript has 6 exons. NCBI's taxonomy places the organism in Eukaryota, Fungi, Ascomycota, Eurotiomycetes, Eurotiales, Aspergillaceae. Gene Ontology annotation, biological process: translation.
AUGAGCGUAAACACGCGAUUAGGCGCCGAGGCAUCCAGAAAAGUCCCGUGGGUCUCGCUUAAGGGCUUAGGGCUUCCCACAACACAACGACCCCCAUCCAUUCCCGAAGAGUCUUUGAGUGAGCGAGCUUCGACAACCCACCCCCGACAAAUCACCCAACAAACCGUCAAAAUGGUCAAGAAGCGGGCAUCCAACGGUCGCAACAAGAACGGCCGCGGCCACGUCAAGCCCGUGCGCUGCUCCAACUGCGCCCGUUGCACUCCUAAGGACAAGGCUAUCAAGCGGUUCACCAUCCGCAACAUGGUUGAGUCUGCUGCCAUCCGUGAUAUCUCCGAUGCCUCCGUCUUCGCCGAGUACGCCGUCCCCAAGAUGUACCUGAAGCUUCAGUACUGCGUCUCCUGCGCCAUUCACGGCAAGAUUGUCCGUGUCCGCUCCCGCGAGGGCCGCCGCAACCGCGCUCCCCCUCCCCGUAUCCGCUACAACAAGGACGGCAAGAAGCUGACCCCCCCCUCAGGCUGGCAAGGCCAACUAAGGGAGUGGAACGGUCGUUACGGACAAAAUAAAAUGGAACUAGUCUGA